Molecule: messenger RNA, 1371 nt
Organism: Venustampulla echinocandica
Lineage: Eukaryota; Fungi; Ascomycota; Leotiomycetes; Helotiales; Pleuroascaceae
Exons: 3
Coding region: 1-1371 (456 amino acids)
Molecular function (GO): monoacylglycerol lipase activity
Source: RefSeq, a predicted model, not a curated record
AUGAAGGACAUAGGCGGCAAUCAUGAAGCGCACCACCUCUGCGUCCUCGUCCACGGAUUAUGGGGAAAUCCCAACCAUCUCGAGUUCAUGGCCAAAUCCCUACGAGAAAAGAACCCCCAGGACAGUCUGCAUAUCCUCGUCGCGAAACGCAAUUCCGGAAGUUUUACAUAUGACGGUAUUGAAUUGGGCGGCGAGCGGGUGUGCCAGGAGAUAGAGGAGGAAAUAGAGAAGUCCGCCAAUCAAGGACAUGUUAUCACGAAGCUGUCGCUUGUAGGGUAUUCUCUCGGCGGCCUUGUUGCGAGGUACGCAGUCGGCUUGCUCGAGAGCAAAGGCUUGUUUGACGAGAUAACACCAGUGAACUUCACUACUUUCGCGAGCCCACAUCUCGGAGUACGGUCCCCGUCAAGGGGCUGGCAUAGCCAUCUCUUCAACAUUCUAGGAGCUCGAACUUUGUCCGCGUCGGGCAGACAGCUUUUCACAAUAGACAAAUUCCGAGACACGGGAAGACCGCUAUUGGAAGUUCUCGCCGAUCCAGAAUCGAUAUUCAUCAAGGGACUAGCCAAAUUCCGGAGGAAGACGCUUUACGCAAAUAUUGUGAAUGACCGGAGCGCAGUCUAUUACACUACAGGCAUUGCGAAAACUGAUCCUUUCACGAAUCUCGACAAGAUCAAGAUCAAUUAUAUGAAAGGCUAUGAUGAUAUUAUCCUUGACCCACAGCGUCCAAUAGAGCCUCUUGAACCAAAAGAACCUCAUCAUACCUUCUACGAGUCUGUCCUAAAAACCAGCCAAACAACAUUUGGCCGCUUACCUUUAUUUCUAGCGCUGGGUAUCUUCAUUCCCGUCGCUGUGGUAGCCUUUCUCAUAAACUCCGGUAUACAAUCCGUUCGAAGUAACCGAAGAAUCAAACUCCAUGAAAGCGGUCUUGCUGGAAUCCAACCGGGCAACUACAGAGUACCCCUCCUAAUCGCCGGAAUGCGAGAAGCUGUCGAAGAUGUUUACGAGAACUUGAACAGUGCCCAAAACCAUGAAUACCUUGUCCCAGGAACGGAAGAAGAGGCAGCGCAAGAACCAUGUUCUCCCAUUACCGAACAACCGUCGUCUUCCUUACCAGAUAGCCCAACGAAAAUCCUCAAGCAUCGAGCGCCCGAGAAAUUAGAACCGCAUCCACAUGAGCUGCCUACCUUGGCCCUUGCUCCCUUCCAGUUCCGCAUGAUCCAGGCAUUGGAUAACGUUGGUUGGCGAAAAUAUUUAGUGUAUAUUCAUAAAGUGAGACAUAGCCACGCAGCAAUCAUAGUAAGGACCCAGAAGCCGAGUUUUGACGAAGGCCGAGUGGUACUUAGUCAUUGGCUAGAUGAAGAGUUUAUUAUCUAA